AUGAGGGAGCGCAUGGAGUGGAGUGAUUCCUCCCGAAAAUCGUUCAACGAGCAGCUGAGCCGUCGCAGGGAUAUAGACGGCGACAUCAACCGAGAACCGGAGAAGAUGCGCGUCAUGGAGACGCCUGCUCGGGACGAGCGGUUCGAGAUUUUAAGAUACGGACCGAAAGGAACUGGUGGUGAUGCAAGCCUAGCCACUGCGCAGCUGUUUGGCAAUAGUGCGAAUGCACUCGUGCCAGCGGGACGGAAUGUCCUACGACAGGGUGAUCGAGCACCGGCCAAUGACCACACCCACAUCGAGACGAUCGACGUGAAGUGCGACCAGCGCAAUGGCAUGCUCGUGACGGUGCAGUUUGAGGAGGACUUCCGUGGAGUUAUCUACAGCCAGGGUUACCACAACGACCCGAAGUGUCGUUAUGUGCAGCCCAACCAGGGAGGACGGCAGUUCACCUUCACCGUGCCAUAUGCCGGGUGUGGCAGUAAGCCAUCCUGCGCGGUCUGUGCCUCGGUGGACAACGUGCUCGUCAUUCAGACGGACGAGGACGUGCAGGAGGCAUGGGACACGGCACGGCGCAUCUCGUGCAGCCAGGGCGAGCAGCGGCAGAAUACGAUCAUCUUCAAGCCGUUCGUCGUCGAUCAGCUGGAGGUCAUCAACGUGCCAACGUCGACCGGCGGUGUCGAGUGCUGGAUGGACAUUCAGCGUGGCCUCUACCCGAGCAUCACGCCCAUCCCGAGCAUCAUCAAGAUCGGCGAAGCGCUGAGCGUGCUGGUGUACCUGCGUGAUCCGAAGGGCGAGUAUGACGUGUCGGUGCGGGACUGCUACGCCUUCGACAGCCCGGACUAUGACGCUCCGACCACGGCGCGCCUGCAGCUGUCGGACAAAAAUGGUUGCUCGCGCAAGAAGAAGCUGUUCGGGCUGUGGCAAAAGACCACGCAGACCGGCAGCUCGGGCGCCACGCUCGUCGUGCACAACAGCAUCAAGGCGUUCAAGUUCCCCGACCGUAUGCAGGUGUUCCUGAAGUGUGACAUCGAGAUAUGUCGUGGUGGAUGCGGACCGCAAGUGUGUGCGGAGGAAAAUUCGAUCAGCACGGUUGAGACGUCAACCCGUCGCCCUACGGCACCGACGCGAGGAAGACCAGAAAGACCGACGACUUCGCUGGCACCGACUCGCGGACGUCCAACACGCCCGCCACCAACAGCACAGCCGACGCAACCGCAGUACACGGCGCCGCCCAGCACGCAGCCUCCUCGUCGAGGAACGCGUCCUCCACGUCCGGUAGAGACGACCCCGUUCCCAACGGCUCCGCCACGUCGUACACGUCCGCCGAAUACGAGAGCUCCGGUCACUACCGUAGCACCGUUUGUUUGCUCACCUGGCUCGACUGACGAUCGUUGCAAUGAUGUGAUCGUCACCCAGCGCCCGGACUGUUCCCGUGGAUCUCGUGAUCCUCGCUGCCGUUCGCGUGGAACUCGCCCAACAGUUCCACCGGUCACAACUCCGAGCACUCCGGCACCACUGCGAUGUUUCCCGGGAUCGACGGAUCCACGCUGUCCGACGACCUUCCGACCGAACGUACGCCCAACGCGUCCACCGCCAUCGCCGACGACGCCACGCCUCUCAACGACUCCGGAAGACGACGAAGACGACAGUGUGCCCAACUGCCUGCUUCGUGGAAGCGAUCCACGUUGCGAUGAAAUUUCAAUCUUCCUACCCGAGAUUCCACAAAAUCAGGUCACGACGCGGCCGGUAGUGGUUCCGACAUUGCCACCAGUGCCAUCGACUACGACAUCAAGUUGUUUCCCGGGAUCGAACGAUCCACGCUGUCGAAAGCCAGUGCUUCGCUGUCCACCGGGAACAACGGAUCCACGCUGUCCCGGAUUCGUCCAGCCUACGGUUGCACCAAAAGAAGCUCCCACUUACUUACCACCGGUACAGUGCUACCCAGGCUCAACCGAUCCGCAAUGCCCACGACCGGUUCCAACGACGACUCCCGCACCGCGGUGCUAUCCAGGUUCAACGGAUCCUCGGUGUCCGCAGACUCCUCGUCCUACGCCAACAACGCAACCACCACUUCGUUGCUACCCGGGAUCGACAGAUCCUCGUUGUCCGCAGACCACUCCUCGUCCGGUACCUACAACUACUCCUGGGCCUCGUUGCUUCCCUGGAUCUACUGAUCCUCGGUGCCCACAGACGACGCCUCGUCCAGUACCGACACCACCACCAGCGCCACGUUGUUAUCCAGGCUCAACCGAUCCUCGAUGCCCACAAACAACACCGCGCCCGGUGCCAACUACUACUCCUGCUCUUCGCUGUUAUCCAGGCUCCACGGAUCCUCGCUGUCCGCAAACGACUCCUCGUCCGGUGCCAACAACUACUCCAGCACCGGUCUGCUACCCAGGAUCUACUGAUCCGCGAUGCCCACAGACGACUCCCCGCCCAGUUCCGACACCACCUCCAGCACCGCGUUGCUAUCCAGGCUCAACUGAUCCACGGUGUCCACAAACCACACCGCGCCCGGUACCAACAACUACUCCAGCACCGGUCUGCUACCCAGGAUCAACGGAUCCACGAUGCCCGCAAACGACUCCCCGUCCAGUUCCGACACCACCUCCAGCACCGCGUUGCUAUCCAGGCUCAACAGAUCCUCGGUGUCCACAAACCACACCGCGCCCAGUGCCAACUACUACUCCUGCUCCUCGCUGCUAUCCGGGAUCCACUGAUCCCCGAUGCCCACAGACAACUCCCCGCCCAGUGCCGACACCACCACCAGCACCUCGUUGUUAUCCAGGCUCGACGGAUCCUCGCUGCCCGCAAACGACGCCCCGUCCAGUACCAACGACGACUCCGGCCCCGGUUUGCUAUCCCGGUUCCACCGAUCCACGAUGCCCAACGACUCCUCGUCCUACACCAACCACGCAACCACCACUUCGAUGUUUCCCGGGAUCGACAGAUCUUCGAUGCCCACAGACGACAACACCUCGGCCAGCUCCGACAACGACUCGUGGACCCGUUUGCUACCCGGGAUCGACCGAUCCUAGGUGUCCGCAAACUACGCCACGCCCUGUACCAACUACGACGCCUGGACCACGUUGUUAUCCUGGCUCGACUGAUGUUCGCUGUCGGCAGACGACGCCACGACCAGUUCCACAAUGCUAUCCAGGUUCCCGUGAUCCAACGUGCUCUGAUAAGCAGGAUGCCGAAACUUACCUCCCUCCGGUGGAACAACCAAGACCAACUACUACCGCUCGUCCAGCGUGUUAUCCAGGUUCCACGGAUCCUCGAUGCCCGCAGACUACUUCACGUCCAGUUCCUACAACUACUCCUGCUCCACGAUGCUUCCCGGGAUCAACUGAUCCUCGCUGUCCUCAGACCACCCCUAGACCAGUUCCCACACCACCACCAGCGCCUCGUUGCUAUCCGGGCUCAACCGAUCCCCGUUGCCCACAAACUACGCCUCGCCCAGUGCCCACUACCACUCCUGCACCCCGCUGCUACCCAGGUUCCAACGACCCUCGCUGCCCAACUCCACCUCGUCCAACACCGACAACACAACCACCACUCCGUUGCUUCCCGGGUUCAACGGAUCUACGUUGCCCGCAAACAACAACCCGUCCAGCUCCUACCACGACCCCAGCCCCACGUUGCUACCCUGGAUCGAAUGAUCCACGCUGUCCCACGACCCCUCGUCCAACGCCAACAACAACAGCAGCACCUCGUUGCUAUCCAGGAUCAACGGAUCUGCGUUGCCCGCAAACAACUUCCCGUCCCGUCCCAACGCCCCCGCCAGCGCCUCGUUGCUAUCCAGGUUCGACUGAUCCUCGGUGUCCGCAGACAACUCCUCGUCCUGUACCAACGACAACUCCAGCACCUCGCUGUUUCCCGGGCUCGACUGAUCUUCGAUGCCCACAAACCACACCGCGCCCUGUCCCAACUACUACUCCAGCACCCGUGUGCUACCCAGGAUCAACGGAUCCUCGGUGUCCAAAAACGACUCCCCGCCCCGUACCAACACCACCACCAGCGCCUCGCUGUUAUCCAGGAUCGACUGAUCCUCGGUGCCCUCAAACCACACCGCGCCCAGUUCCAACAACAACUCCAGCUCCCCGUUGCUAUCCAGGCUCCACAGAUCUUCGUUGUCCACAGACAACUCCACGCCCAGUGCCUACUACAACUCCAGCACCAGUUUGCUACCCAGGAUCUACCGAUCCUCGAUGCCCCACAACACCCCGUCCUACACCAACAACGCAACCACCACUUCGUUGCUUCCCGGGAUCAACUGAUCUGCGUUGUCCGCAAACAACACCACGUCCAGCGCCAACGACUACCCCUGCUCCACGGUGCUACCCUGGAUCCAAUGAUCCCCGCUGUCCUCAAACAACACCACGACCGGUUCCAACAACUACCCCUGCUCCCCGAUGCUAUCCAGGAUCCAACGAUCCCCGCUGCCCGACAACUCCUCGUCCAACACCCACCACGCAACCACCACUUCGGUGCUUCCCCGGAUCAAACGAUCUUCGAUGCCCGCAAACUACUCCACGCCCGGUGCCAACACCACCGCCAGCACCACGUUGCUACCCGGGAUCAACCGAUCCACGCUGCCCACAAACAACACCCCGCCCAGUGCCGACCACAACGCCUGCACCGCGUUGUUUCCCCGGAUCGCUUGAUCCUCGCUGUCCAACCACUCCACGCCCGACAGUGCCGGCACGCCAACCGUGCUAUCCCGGCUCUCCGGACCCCAGUUGCCCGCGAGCAUUCGAUCCACCGACCACGCCAUCGGCCUGCUAUCCUGGAUCACCCGAUCCCAACUGCCCGCAGCCUUACCGACCAACUAGCACUAAUCCUCCUGCUACUUACCUGCCUCCAUUCCCUGCAUCCAACGCACGCUCCGUGCGCCAUCUCAGCCCGGAAACGCUCAACGAUAUUAACGCACUGGCAGACCUAACGGACGGUGCCGGUCCCGAGGUGGCUGCCGACGUUUCCGCUAGUGCCGAUUCGUCCGCACCUGCUAGCGAAUCGAGAACCAAGCGAGAGACCAGCGUGUUCAACGAACUGGAUGGCGAACAGACGAAGGAAAUUAUUUCCAUCACGCUCAACAUCAAGGGCUACCAGUUUGAGCCGUAG
Anopheles coustani is the source of this 5124-nucleotide messenger RNA. It is a transcript of the gene zye, whose product is annotated as mucin-2. Bases 1 to 5124 code for a protein of 1707 amino acids. Lineage: Eukaryota; Metazoa; Arthropoda; Insecta; Diptera; Culicidae. The transcript is spliced from 6 exons. The record is from RefSeq and is a predicted model, not a curated record.